Amphibalanus amphitrite is the source of this 5933-nucleotide messenger RNA. RefSeq names its product ras-responsive element-binding protein 1-like. Gene Ontology annotation, biological process: regulation of transcription by RNA polymerase II. The record is from RefSeq and is a predicted model, not a curated record. NCBI's taxonomy places the organism in Eukaryota, Metazoa, Arthropoda, Thecostraca, Balanomorpha, Balanidae. Gene Ontology annotation, cellular component: nucleus. The transcript has 5 exons. Bases 463 to 4221 code for a protein of 1252 amino acids. Gene Ontology annotation, molecular function: RNA polymerase II cis-regulatory region sequence-specific DNA binding; DNA-binding transcription activator activity, RNA polymerase II-specific.
CCGCCGCCGACGGUCACCGCGUCGGCUGCGACGAGACGACGGCACGUGGCGCUCAGAUCCGCGUCGGCACGUGCCGCGCUCGUGCGAUCGGCGGCGGCACGUGUGCAGGUGCCGCGGGGCAGGCAGGGUGCCGCCACGGACCAACACUUGUCGGACUAUCUGGUGUCGUCAUGGCAACGGAGCCAGGUGUGGCAGCGGGCGAGAGGCGACGCGUCGAGACCGACGGCUUUUCACAGUGGUGGCCGCGCCGGCGACGGGAGUGAUAAGCGCCACGGAUUUAACGUAUCGUGGACGGCACGUGACACGGACGGCACGGGUGACGAGUGACACGGAUCACGGACGAUAGGAACGUCACGGAACUGGACAGUGCGAGUGGUACAGACUGUUCUGGAGUUACGAAGUGGUACUGGAAAAGAUAGAGGAUACUUCAGAUUGUGGACAGGAUACAUUCAGAAAGGUGCAAUGGCGAAGAGAAAGAGGCCCUCUCGGGCGUCACGGAAGAGAACCAUAAUCUCGCCUGUGCCGAAAGAGGUUGCUACUGAUGGCGACACGCAACCCAUUCGUGGUGAGGUCGCUGCCCAAGAUUCUGUGCUGGUAACUGAUAGUGAUAAAGCGAUAAACAUGACUCAGGAGGAUGACAUUAAAAGGAAGGUAGAAGAUAAACCUAAAGCCCCUGUCACUUCAUACGAAGGUGCACAGUUUUAUGACGUUGAAAUGGUGACUCCUUCAGAUAGUUCUCUCCAAAUUGUCCCAGAUGCAAGCAAAGAUGCUCUUGCCGACCACACUAACAAUGCCACGCCCGAAUGCAACUCAGAAGAACCAGCACUGACAAGAGAACAAAUUCAAAAAGACGUGGCACGAAUGGAAUCCGAGCCCAGUGGAAACGACUCUGCUUCAAACAAAGCUUUGUCCCAAGCGGCUGAAGAAGAUACUCCGAAAACAGACUCACUGGAAAAGGACUGCACUACCGUGAGUGAGCCCGAGAAGAGUGCUGUGGCUGCCGCUGACCAGGCUCAAAAGCAGCCUGAGGCGAGAUCGAAACCCCCGCCGGAGGACGCCUCGACUCAGACGGAUGACAUUCCCGGCCUUCUGUUUUACCGUCCCCUGAACAGCACCCAGCAGACAGCAGGGACCCAGCAUCGAGGAUCAGGAUCAACUCAGGACCAGGCAGUGACGUCAUCGGACCAGUCCGGCGGAAAAGAGUAUACCAGCUCUAUCCUGGCUCAGGUGCAGGCGGCUGGGAGACAAGUGGAUCCCGCCACGCUGGCCAGCCUACAGCAGGACGCUCGCAGGACUCUGCUCAACAUCCAGGGCCCGGACCGUGACGCCGUCGUCCCCCCAGCCCGCCCCAAGAGGCCCUCCUCGGUCGGCGCUGAUGGUGAUGCUGCGUCCCCGGAGACCAAGCGUCGUGCUGUCGGCUCCGUCCCCGCCCUGGCUGUGCCCAACUGGACGUCAGUCGGCGCCACCGCCAGCCUCCUCCGGGUGCGCGAGUCCCUGGAGCAGCGCGGCGACGACAGGAUGUCAGCGAGAGAGCUCGGCUCACCGUCCCCAGAUGGGUCCAUCGGUCACAGGCGCGAGGUCAAUGAUGUUCUCAGCGAGCCCCUGCGCGGCAUUCGCUACCCGAACGGCAUGGUGGUUCCGCAGCCACUGCCGCCGCCGCGCCGUUCCUCGCCGACCCGAGCCGACCGCGCCUCGGUCAGCCCGCCGGUGAAGCAGAGCUCGCCUCGUGUGCGCACCGCCGAAGAGUACGUGACUCUGGAUGACGACGAGGACCCGAUGGCAGAUGCAAUUCGUCUGAUGAAAGCCAAGGGAGAGUUCCCCUGUCGGCUGUGUAAUCAGAUCUUCAGGAACCUACGUGGCAUGAAGGGGCACGUGAGAGACCACUUCGAGAAGAAGCCGCCGUACCACUGCAAUGUGUGUACGCUGUUCUACCCUGACAAGGCGGCGCUGGGAAGGCACAUGAAAAUCCACACAGGAGAGCGACCGUAUGAGUGCCGUCGCUGCAACUUUGCCUUCACAACAAAGGCCAACUGCGAGAGGCACAUGAAGAACCGCCACAAGCUGACGCGGGAGGAGCUCGCUGACAACAUGAACGUGCUGCCCAGUGACACCCGUCCCAAGACGAGGUCUACGCCGCCGCCGAUGCAGAGGGCGAUCCUGCCUCUCGGCACUGACCUGACCGUCUGCACCGUGUGCGACGCCAGCUUCGGUGAGUACACGCCGGCCGUGCAGCACGUCAAGAAGUUCCACCCGACCAAAGACCCAGCGCUGGUGCUGAACGCCCGCGGCGCAGCCCGCAGCGCCGUGCCCAGUCCCGGAGAGCCCACCCAGCGGCCUCCGCUACCACUGUCGCUGCCGCCGCUGCUGCCGCUGCCGGUCAGCCUGCCCGAGCGUCCACUGUCGACUCAGUCGCGCUCGUCCACCCCGCACUCCGUGCAGAGGCCGGUGGACUCGCCUGCUCCGGCCGCCGAAGAUGACGACUCAGCGCCGCUGGACCUCAGCCGGAAGUCGGAGAGACCCCAGGCGGCGCCGGAGCUGCCGCAGCUCUCACCCGCUGAGGAGGCGCUGCGCUCGGCUGCGCUCAUGCAGAUGCCGUACUGCAUGCCGUUCCCGAUGCCGUUCUUCAUGCCAAGCAUGCAGAUGAUGAACAGGCAGAUGGAAGAGAUGCUGGCGCAGACGCGUAACGCCGGGCUGAGCUCGGGUGGCGGCAUCCUCACGGCGGCACAGAUGCAGGCUGCGCUUCAGUCGGCGUUCGGCGUCGGCGCCCUGGGUCAGGUGCCACCGGCACCGGCGGCCGAGGAGGACCGCGACACGGAGGAUGAGAAUGCGCUGAACCUGACCGGCACAUCCAGCGCCCCGAGCACCCCCGGCGCGCUAGACGAUCCGCGCAAAAAGCAGAAGCAGCGCCGCUACCGCACCGUGAGGCCCUACCAGUGCGUGCACUGCGACGCUCGCUUCACACUCAGCACCAACAUGGAUCGGCACGUGAAGAACACCCACCCGGACAAGUGGGAGCCGAAGGCGCGCGGUGUGCGCCGCUCGGCCACCGCGGUCAGCCCGAUGGCGUCUCCGGCCGAGCCCCCCUCGGCGAGCGAGCCCGGUCCCUCUGGCGGCGCGGCGGCCACCGUCGUCUGCGUCGAAUCCGACGACGACGGCGGCCUGGUGAUCGACGAGCCGUCUCGCGACGAGACUGACCUCGCCAGCGUCGACCGACUGGUGGUCAGCGCGCAGGCGCAGACCUGUCAGCAGUACUUCCGUCGGGACGAGGAGCGCACGUCGGAGGUCGGUUCGGAACGCGGCGCUUCGGCGAGCCCUGUCGGCGACGAGGACUCGGAUCGUGCCGAGAAGCGGCGCAGCGCCUACUCCAACGCCCCGAACAAGAUCCCGUGUCGCUUCUGCGACCGCGUGUUCCCCUGGAGCAGCUCGCUGAAGCGCCACGAGCUGACCCACAGCGGUGAGAAGCCGUACAGCUGCCCGCACUGCCCGGUCCACUUCACCACAAAGUCCAACUGUGACCGACACCUGGUGCGCAAACACAGCGGCGGCAGCAGCGGCGACGACUCGGCUAACGCGCCGCGGCCCGUGGAGCGGCCCUUCAAGUGCACGCUCUGCCCGAGCUCAACGUUCUCGACGCAGGAGAACCUGUCGCGCCACCACGCCGAAAAGCACGUGCCGGGAGCCGCCGGGCCCUCCACGCACCAGUUCUGGUGUCACGUCUGCGACCGGCGGUUCUUUGACCUGGAGCGGGCGAGGGAUCACCUGGAGGCUGAGCAUGAGCAGAGCUGGGCUCAGCUGGAGAGGAGCAACAGUCGCUGGGUGUCGCAGAUCGCGGAGGAGGACCAGGGCCAGGACCAGAUUUUCUGCCUGGUGUGCCUGCAUGGCUUCGCUGACACCGGAGAGCUGCGGCAGCACCUGGUCUCCGAGCACCAGUCGGAGGACGCUGGAGACGCCGAGGGCCCUCACGCUGCCGACCUGGGCUCGACGAGUCCUCCGCCGCCGGCGCGUGCUCAGUGCCCCGGCCGCAAGAGGCCCACCCUGGAGGACAUCAGCGCCAGGCUGCUGGCAGGGUCGCGGCUGCGCGCUGCCGGCAGCCCGCCGGCCGAGGAGGUCAGCAACGACAAGGAGAUGCCGGACGCGGUGAUGGAAACCGACGACUGCGGCAGGUCGGCGGAAGGUGAUGGGGAGGGCGCAUCGGCCGCGGCUCAGGAGUGUGAGGCGUGAAGGCGACUGGCAAACGACAGGCACGCUGCUGCUCAAAGACAGGGAAGGUGCCCUUAGAGGGGUCGGCCGCUCGGCAUCGGCAGCAAACUGUUCGGAAUGUGCUAGCUGCGUGGGUGAUUUGCUGCACUCUAACCCGAGCUGCUGCUAUGCAAUGGCUAAGACAAUAGGGCAUCUGGUUGUGGACAAGAUGUAUUUUGACCAUCGAACGAACUGUGUUACUCUCGCGCUUGGGCAAGCGGCUCAAAAAAGCAUCGACGAAUGGCUUGUGUGGUCUGCUUUUUCAGAUAUUUGUUCACUUUGGUGUGGUGUGUCCACUUAACCGAUUCGAUUCGACUUAGGAUUCAUAAUAAGAAAAUGUUUCAAUGAUCUCGGAACGCCUUUGCUGUCCCUGGUCACAAAGCGACUACCAGGACAGCAGUGCAAUCCUGUGAGAUGUAUUAUUAGCCCCGUUCGGUGGAUUUGUGUAACUGGAGUUCGAAUAGCCUGACUAGUGUAUGGCUGCAUCUGGGCUAACCAGUGCGGCCCGCUUCUUGUGUGCAUUGUUAUUCUCGGCUGACAAUGCAACAUUUGAUUCAUGAAGGUGUUCAUGUGCCGAUCGGGUAUGUCGUUUUGUCCCACGCUUGCGCUUGAUGUCAUGUCGGCACCAGAAGUGAUGUUUCCGUUUCACUGGAGAGGCGUCGUUUGCGUUCUGAUCUCGUGCGUUUGCGGUCACACUGCGCUCUCCUCUAAGUGGCUUUGUGAGGUCCACCAGCGACCAACACGCCCUGAGCAAAGAUCGGGCAAUCGGCGAGAGCCGUUGUUUCUCUAGGCUGCAUUCCGUUUUAGGGUACAAUGUUGUUCUGUUUGGCACCGUCCGCCUCGUUCCUCGGGCCUGCACAUGUGGCAUUCCCAGUAUGCAUUCCAAGAGGCCUUCAGAGACGAGUGCACCGGCCCGUUUGCUGGCCGAUUGCCGCUCCGGGUGCGACAGGGACGCCCCCUGUACCAGGCGCUGGCGCACAACUCCAUGCGCGCUCCACCUACGUUCCGUGUGUACCAAAGAGUGAGAUGUUCGUGUUUAGCACCGCUUUCACAACCGCUGGCGCCUUCUGAGGCUGUUGAACUUGUUAGUGUUGUUAGACACGAGUAGAGCAACGAUUGCUAAUACGGCGAAUGCAUCCGGUCAUAUCCCCUUACUUUUGCCCUCUGUGUAUUUCACUCAUUGUAAGGGCUCUUCAGGCCCUAGGAACACUGACUCAUCUUUGCUCCUAGUUGGAUUGCUCCUUUUGUGAAUAUUCUUUCUCAAAUGUCUCGCUUACUUCCUAAGUGUCUGAGGCUUUCAGUGCCGUAUCUUUUUUGGAGCGUUCGUCGCUUGCAGGCGACAGUAGCAGCCUCAUGUGUAAAUAACUUAUCGGUCAUGUGCUUGUCCGCUUUGUUGCUUGACUUUGGGUGCCAUGCGCCUGGUCUUCACCAACCGCUCGUGUUUGUGACUGGCAGACGUUCUUGUGCAGUUCUUGCCGUCUGUGCCGAUAUCCCAAAGACUUAUGUGGGACCUUUGUGCAUUACACCGCUGCGUUUGAAGCUGCCCUGCAUUUGCAUUCUAGAUUAGACGUGCAUCACUCCGGUGAGUGAGUUGUGAGUGUGAGUUCGAGUGAGUUUUGACGUUAUGAUCGCUCAGCAUUAUAUUGUUCGAUUUGUGCAUUGCCGUCCAUUGAUAAUAAAUCACACGAAACCAA